AUGUCCUGUGGGGAGCAAGGCGCUGCACCAGAGGCAGAGGUGGUGCCAAAGGAUGGCAAGGAGGGCAGCAAGGAGGGCUGCAACUGCUGCGGGGCAAAGGAGGUGGUCCCGGACCGGAUCUUUGCCGAGCGUGAGCAGAAGUAUUGUCAGGACUGUUGGAACGCUUGGGACCGCUGUGGAUGGUGGCAGCCCUCCAUCCGUGUGUCCACGCGACCGCCCUUGCUGGGGCCGGAUGGGUUGCCCUGCAUCCAUGCAGAGGACGCCUUCUUUCUGCCGGGUUUCCUAUGCAGCAAUGAGGACGUGUCAGUGCUGGAGCGCUUGAGAAAUGAGCUGGCGGAAGAAGGAAAGGAGUUCACUGAUUGGCAUGGUGCCCGUCACUUGGCACACCAUUUCGAUUCUGGACGCCAGGCGGAGCUUCCGGCGGAACAUCGCCUGCGCGCGCAGCUGGUGAAGCGAAUGGAGGAGGCCUUCGGGGUCCGGGCCAAUGCUGUGCGGGUGAACUACUACCGCAACAACAAGGACUAUAAGCCCAUGCAUUACGACCGCGGCAGUGAUGAGAACGGCGUGCCGCAGCUCACCAUCGGCGCUUCCUUCGGGGCCACCAGGGAGCUGACGCUGAUGCACGUGAAGUCGGGGGUUACCAUGUCCUUCCCCCAACGCAAUGGCGAUGUCUUCGCCUUUACCCCGGAGCUGAACGAGGUCUUCAUGCACGGUGUGCCGCAUGUGAUGCCCAACAGUCCAGCGGCAAAGGAGGAAGAGGAUGCUGGCCGUUUGUCUUUGAUCAUUUGGGCAGCCAAAGUGACUGCUUUUGAUGCGCGCGAGCGUGGGGAUUGGCAGCUGUUGGGUCAAAGCAGCGAGCAGAAAAAUGUCGCCAAGGAAUGGGCGCAACGCGGCAUCUUGUCCGAAGUGGUGAAACCGCACCGGCGCCAGGAGGUGGACAGCUGCAAGAUGGGUCCCAGCGACCUGGGCACCUGCAGUAGCACCUUGCGGAAGUCCGCCAGCGCCACCAGUUUCUCGCUGUCGGAGCGCCUAAGGGCCAAAGCGCAGAAGGCGGAACCGCAAACUCCACGGAAGAUCGUUCAAGAUGUGGAGCCUAAGGUGAUCGAAGUUUAUUCUCACAAACCAGGGGACCGACCCCGAAAGGUCACCGUGGAACGGCGACGGAAAUGGUUUGAAGCCUUGGAUGUGGUUGCUCUACUAGAAGAGCGGAACUGCAACUUCUCACCCAACUGGGACCGCGAUUUCUGGUUGCAGCUGGAUGAUUUCAACAACGUUGAGUUUGACAUCCGCACGCCUGAACAAUGGCUUGAGCUGACAAAGCAACCAGAUGGGAGUUUUCUCCCUUUGCAGGCCAAAGCGAUGCGCUUCCACGAGACAAAGGGCUCUGUUUGGGAGGACUGCACCGUGGAAGGCCUCAAGGAUUUGGAGGAUGGCAAGGGCACCAAGGACUUCUUGGUUCGGUGGUCAUCCAGCGGCGCCGAGGCGGAGUUGGAGCCGGUGGGACGUUUGAGAAUCGUCGUGCAGGGCGAAGAUCCCGAGGUCUAUGCAGAUCGGAUCCUCUUCGCGUUUGAGGCCCUCCAGAAGGCCCAAGCACGGAUUCGAUUGAACUUCUUCGUGGAUAAUAUGCCCGUGGACGGUCUUCAAACUUUGGACGACGAUCAGGUGACGAGGGUCUUGGACUUGUCCCGCAACUCAGCGGCUCUGCGAGAAGUGCCUGACAGUUUUUGCAGCGUGCUGGUGCGCGAAGCCAACUUGGACUUUGCCCGGACCAUGAACAAGAUCGUUCUGAUCGCGGACCCCCAGGUUCAGAAGCCGCCAGGCUACCGCUACCAGCAGGGGCCCGGUCAGUUGGCGGACCUGUCGUCCUUGCUCGAUGAUAUCGACAUCGAUGACCUUGAAGAUGCAGGCGAAAAUCCCUUUGAGAGGGACGUUCCUUGGUUUUCACUGUGGCCAGUGCCGGAGUAUUGUUUCACCGACGCGUUCUCUUCGUUCUGUUUCGCGUCGCUCUAUAUCAGGCCAGAAGUGGUCAGUAGCCUUGGGGAGGUUUGUCAGGAAAAUUUGAACUUGAUGGCUUCUUGCAUCUAUGCCAACCGCUUCACACGGUUGAUGAAGCCAGAACAGUUCCGACAGAUUGAACGAUCCGCAAUCACAACAAUGGCACACAAGAUUCGAGAGCAGUGGGUGGUAAACAUUCAAAAGGUGAUCCUCAACAACUUCCGGGAUGUGGGCAAAGGCUGGUUCUCCAUCCAUGAGACCAACCAAGAUACGUACCGACAAGGGAAGUUGAAGAAGCUUUUGGCUGUGGUGAAGAACAUGAUGCAAGACUCACUGGAGUUCUUCACCUUGGAUUCUGUGGACGACUACUGCCAUGGCUUGGAGGAGCUAUGCCCGGAGGCUGUUUUGGUGAAAGACCUGAACCAGGUGCAAAGCCAAUUUGUUGAGCGACCUCGGCCCAAAGCUGCCAAGCGCGGGGGCAGUUUGCAACUCAUUCCUCCAGGACGUCCUGGGGCGGCUUUCUACGGCGGAGAUCGCGACGACGACUCGGUGGAUCUCCUUCCGGGCUCCGCCUUGUUUCUCUUGGAGAUCAAGAUCUCGGAGGAGAAGGCUUUUGUGUAUUCCACCAGCAGUGAGGCAGCCAUCGACAUGUGCGCAGAGAUCCUUGACAUGGGCAUGAUGUCCCUCGGCGACAUUCCACAGGUGGAGCCGCAGAUCGUGCCACAGCUCUUCAAGACGGUGGUGGUGAAGCAGGUGCUGAACACGGUGGAUGUGAACACUCCCAGGGAUGAAGGAGCGCCAGUGCCCUUCGUGAAGGCAAGGAAAGCCACCAUGAUGGCUAACCUCAAGAAGGUUGGGGAACUGACGAUUUUGACUACCGAUGCUGCGGCUUUUUCCUGGGCGCCAUGGCAUUUUCCAACCGUAGUUUCGACACACCCAGAGUAG
Cladocopium goreaui is the source of this 2940-nucleotide messenger RNA. The record is from the annotation of a GenBank genome assembly. NCBI's taxonomy places the organism in Eukaryota, Dinophyceae, Suessiales, Symbiodiniaceae.